GUUCCCAAAAGCGCAAACGGGUACCACACAGUUUUCGUUAUCCCCAAAACCACCGCUCUGCAAACCACUGGGGAGAGAGAGCGAGAGAGUUGUUAAAGAAAGAACGGGAGCAGAGAAAGAGAGUAAGAAUGGCGGCAGAGUCAGCUGUGAGAAUGUCUUCGGCUUCUUCAGUCUGCAACUUCAAUGGGUCAAGGAGGCCACUUCCUGUCUCUCACCGUAGAUUCCUCCCACUUAAUUCCUUGCGUCGUCGGCGGAGCAGUAUUUACUCUCUCGGUUCUUCUUCUCUCUCCGAAUUCUUCGGAACUGUUCGACUCAGCUCCACCACUUCCAAGCUUCCUACCUUACAGCACCAACAGCAAAAAAGAAACUUCUCCGUGUUCGCCAUGGUCGCUGAAGAGGGAAAGCGAACAGUGCCAUUAAAAGACUAUCGCAAUAUUGGUAUUAUGGCUCAUAUAGAUGCAGGGAAAACUACUACAACCGAGCGAAUCCUGUACUAUACCGGGAGAAAUUAUAAAAUUGGUGAGGUGCAUGAAGGAACAGCUACAAUGGACUGGAUGGAGCAAGAACAAGAGAGAGGGAUUACUAUAACUUCAGCUGCAACUACCACAUUUUGGAACAAACAUCGCAUUAAUAUUAUUGAUACUCCUGGCCACGUUGACUUCACACUUGAAGUGGAGCGUGCUCUCAGGGUUUUGGACAGUGCUAUAUGUUUGUUUGACAGUGUGGCUGGUGUGGAACCUCAGUCUGAAACGGUGUGGAGACAAGCUGAUAAAUAUGGGGUACCUAGAAUUUGUUUUGUCAAUAAAAUGGAUCGUCUUGGGGCAAACUUUUUUAGAACAAGGGAUAUGAUUGUUACAAAUUUGGGUGCCAAACCCCUUGUAAUACAAAUACCAAUUGGUUCAGAGGAUAAUUUCAAAGGGGUUGUUGAUCUAGUGAAGAUGAAAGCCAUAGUUUGGUCUGGAGAAGAAUUGGGUGCAAAGUUUGUGUACGAGGAUAUUCCGGCUGAUCUUCAAGAGAUGGCUCAGGACUACCGGGCACAGAUGAUUGAGACCAUAGUUGAGUUGGAUGAUGAAGCUAUGGAGAGCUACCUUGAAGGAGUUGAGCCUGAUGAAGAAACGACAAAGAAAUUAGUUAGGAAGGGAACCAUCACAAGUAGUUUUGUGCCAGUUUUAUGUGGUUCAGCUUUUAAGAACAAGGGGGUUCAACCAUUGCUUGAUGCGGUCGUGGAUUACUUGCCUUCUCCACUUGACUUGCCACCUAUGAAAGGGACUGACCCUGAGAACCCAGAAGUGACGGUUGACAGGGCUGCCAGCGAUGAUGAACCAUUUGCUGGACUAGCUUUCAAGAUCAUGAGCGAUCCUUUUGUGGGGUCGCUUACAUUUGUAAGGGUGUAUGCUGGGAAGCUUACUGCAGGAUCUUAUGUACUUAAUGCAAACAAGGGAAAGAAAGAGAGAAUUGGUAGACUUCUAGAAAUGCAUGCUAACAGCAGAGAGGACGUUAAGGUAGCCUUAGCUGGUGAUAUUGUAGCUCUUGCAGGUCUAAAAGAUACCAUUACAGGAGAAACAUUGUGUGAUGUGGAGAAACCUAUUGUGCUUGAACGAAUGGACUUUCCUGAUCCUGUGAUAAAGGUGGCAAUUGAGCCUAAGACAAAAGCUGAUGUCGAUAAAAUGGCAACCGGCUUAAUAAAACUAGCUCAAGAAGAUCCGUCUUUCCAUUUCUCAAGGGAUGAAGAGGUCAAUCAGACAGUCAUUGAAGGCAUGGGAGAAUUGCAUCUUGAGAUUAUUGUUGAUCGGCUCAAGAGGGAAUUUAAGGUAGAAGCUAAUGUUGGUGCACCACAAGUGAACUAUAGAGAAAGCAUUUCCAAAGUCUCGGAAGUGAAGUAUGUUCAUAAAAAACAGUCAGGUGGACAAGGACAGUUUGCUGAUAUCACCGUAAGGUUUGAGCCCAUUGAAGCAGGCAAUGGAUAUGAGUUCAAGAGUGAAAUUAAAGGAGGUGCAGUGCCAAGAGAGUAUAUUCCUGGAGUGAUGAAAGGAUUAGAGGAAUGCAUGAGUAAUGGAGUGCUUGCUGGCUUUCCAGUUGUUGAUGUCCGUGCUGUGUUAGUGGAUGGCUCUUACCAUGAUGUUGAUUCAAGUGUAUUGGCAUUCCAGCUGGCAGCCAGAGGAGCUUUUCGGGAAGGGAUGAAAAAGGCUGGUCCAAAGAUGUUAGAACCUAUAAUGAAAGUUGAAGUUGUUACUCCUGAGGAGCACUUGGGAGAUGUGAUUGGUGAUCUCAACUCAAGGAGAGGCCAGAUCAACAGCUUUGGUGACAAACCUGGUGGCCUCAAGGUAGUCGAUGCCUUGGUUCCACUGGCAGAGAUGUUCCAAUAUGUCAGUACAUUGAGGGGGAUGACAAAAGGGCGUGCUUCCUACACUAUGCAGUUGGCUAAAUUUGAUGUUGUCCCUCAACACAUCCAGAAUCAGCUCGCUGCAAAAGAGGAAGCAGUUGCUGCUUAAUCUGUUUGAUGCUGUAAACACAGAAGCAUCUUCUUUUUUUUUUUUUUUUUGUUGUUGUGUCGAAAUCCUGAAAACUAAUUCUUUUUAAACCAAAAGUUUAUACGUGAUUCAAGUAAGUUUAUACCACGGCUAUGAUGCCUCUCACCCUCUCAUUAUGUCUAUAGAAAUCUUGAGUAAACUCAAAUGGGC
Molecule: messenger RNA, 2681 nt
Organism: Ilex paraguariensis (yerba mate)
Lineage: Eukaryota; Viridiplantae; Streptophyta; Magnoliopsida; Aquifoliales; Aquifoliaceae
Source: the annotation of a GenBank genome assembly